AUGCUGUACCGUGUGGAGGAUAUUGCACAUACUAUCAAGUUUUUCCACAGCUGCCUGGAUUGUUAUGCUAAACUUCUGAUUAUAAUUUUAUCAGGUGACAGUGGAUGGGCUUCUAUAUGGAAGAAAUACAGACAUUGCCUACCUCCAACUGACAGUGGCCACUACAUCACAGCCAAUGACAUCAAAGUUGUCUUGGACGGAAUGGGAGUCAAGUACCAGGUUUAUGAUUUCCCUUCUGACUGGGAUAUCACUGAAUGUUUUAUCGAUGGAGAUACCACCGGAGGUCACACACUAGACUUCCUGACAGGGACAAAAGACUUCAUGAACACCGCACCCCUUGGUCUUAAGCAACAGCUUCGACAAGCUCUCGGCCGACCGGAAUGCAGCACCAAGAAGGAUGGGAGGAUUAUUUUCAGAAAUGAUCUAAGCAUGAUUGUGGUCAGCUCCUAAUAACAGGAGGAACAUCACAAGCUGUUUUGAUAGGGACAGGGCGAGCAAAUCUACAGAGAAUCCAUUGUAAAGUUGUGAGGGGACUUGUUCAGAACUGGAGGAGUGAAGUAUAAAGCCU
Molecule: messenger RNA, 568 nt
Organism: Gekko japonicus
Lineage: Eukaryota; Metazoa; Chordata; Lepidosauria; Squamata; Gekkonidae
Product: carnosine N-methyltransferase 2-like
Exons: 2
Source: RefSeq, a predicted model, not a curated record